AUGCAGCAAUGCCCAUCAUCCAGCUGCAUUCUAUAUGUUGCACAAUUAGAAACCACGUUCCGGCAAUGGGUAACAGGAGUACAAGCUACUACCUAUGAAGCCCUUAAUGACUUACUGGUCCUAGAGCAGUUCUUGCAGACCCGGAGCCCUAAUGUAAGAGAGUGGAUUUUGGAAAGAAAGCCAAAAAAUGCUAGGGCUGCUGCAGAACUGGCAGAUGACUAUGCAGACAUCCAUGCACCCACAUCCAGGCGUGGACUUGUGUCAGCUGCUACUUCGACCUGGAGAGAAGCUACAGUUCAAUCACCACUUGUAAGAUCUGCAGUGAGAACUUCACCGCCGACUGCCAGCGUAGCCGGGGCUAUGUCAAGUGAGUCAGAUGCCCGCCGUUGUUUUCGAUGCAACCAGAUUGGUCAUCUGAGCAGGACUUGCCCCACUAGGAAUAUGCCCUCACCAGUCCGUGGAGGGGCACCAUCAGUUUUGCUUGUGG
Pelobates cultripes (western spadefoot toad) is the source of this 487-nucleotide messenger RNA. The record is from the annotation of a GenBank genome assembly. Lineage: Eukaryota; Metazoa; Chordata; Amphibia; Anura; Pelobatidae.